This is a messenger RNA of Pseudoliparis swirei, 1663 nucleotides long. It is a transcript of the gene tmbim4, whose product is annotated as transmembrane BAX inhibitor motif containing 4. The transcript has 7 exons. NCBI's taxonomy places the organism in Eukaryota, Metazoa, Chordata, Actinopteri, Perciformes, Liparidae. Gene Ontology annotation, cellular component: membrane. Bases 108 to 818 code for a protein of 236 amino acids. Gene Ontology annotation, biological process: negative regulation of apoptotic process. The record is from RefSeq and is a predicted model, not a curated record.
CUUCCGGUGGUCGCAGCCAGUGUUUCCGUGUCCGGUAUUGUCGUGAAGCCGCAGUAACCAAAGCGUUCCCUUCCUCCACCGAGCCGAGGACGCGUUGAAAGAACACGAUGAGUACUGACAAAUACCCCCGGUCGUCCAUAGAAGACGACUUCAACUAUGGCACGAAUGUCGCCACAGCCAGUAUCCAGAUCCGGAUGGACUUCCUGAGGAAGGUGUACAGCCUGCUGAGCGCGCAGAUCAUCCUGACCACAGCCACCUCCGCCCUCUUCAUGUUCUCUCAACCCAUCAAGGAGUUCGUCCACGCCAGUCCCGCGGUGGUGUUGGCUUCGGCUCUGGGCUCUCUGGUGGUUCUGGUGGCCCUGGCCGUGUACAGACACCAGCAUCCGGUCAACCUCUACCUGCUGCUCGUCUUUACUCUGCUAGAAGCGAUCUCUGUGGCCACAGCUGUGACCUUCUACGAGUACUCCACGGUCCUGCAAGCCCUGUGCCUGACCUGUGCCGUGUUUGCUGGACUGACCAUCUACACGUUCCAGUCCAAGAGAGACUUCAGUAAACUGGGAGCAGGGCUGUUCGCCUGCCUGUGGAUCCUCCUCAUUGCCGGCUUCAUGAGGUUCUUCUUCCACAGCGACAGCACCGAGCUCAUCAUGUCCGGCGCCGGCGCCCUGGUCUUCUGUGGCUUCAUCAUCUACGACACGCACCUGCUGAUGAAGCAGCUGUCGCCCGAGGAGCACAUCCUGGCCUCCAUCAACCUGUACCUGGACGUCGUCAACCUCUUCCUGCACAUCCUGCGUCUCCUGGAGUCCAUGAAGAAGCACUGAGAUCAAUCCACCCGGAGCUGUUGGCGGCGUGGGGGUGUGGGCGGAGCCACGGGCCCCUUUUAGCUUCGUGGACACAUUCUAGGCCCGUUUUCUAAUCAAAUGAGACGGAUUUGAUUUAAAUCCCUCUCGUGGCUCAAAUAUGCCGUUUCACUGAGGAAUAGUUACAGUACAGAAGAUAAAGUCACUAAAACUUUAACAGAAUCACUCACUACAUCCUUCUAUUUUAACAGAAACCCAACAUUAUAACAACAAAAGAGGGAUUUAUUGCAGCACUUUUUCACUCGCUGUCCUAAAUAAAUAUAAAUGAAUAAAUAUAUUUGACCUGUGAAGCAUUAGCGAAUGCAUUUUUUUUUUUUUUUCAAGAAUAUCUUAUAUUUGGAUUUCACACAUCUAUCAUUCCACUAAUUUAUCCUCCAACUGAAUUUAUUGUUGAAUGUCCUCAAUGUUGUCGAACAGGAGUGUUUUUGUAUUCCAGCCUCACUGUUCAGUUUAAAGAAGCGCAUGCCUGGGCUUAUUGAUGUGCGUGAUUGUACAUAUUUCGAUGGCGUCAAUGUAUCCGUGUACAGUUUGGUACCGCAGUGUCGUACGAUGAGGAGUAAUGUCGAGCAUCGGGACACGGUUAAAUGUUAUGAAGACACUCGCGUCAUCGGUUCCUAUUGAAUGAUUCCAUAAACUGACCCUGAAUGUGUUUCAGACGACAGUCUGCAUGUCUUAAUGAGUCACUGUGUCGUGUUGGGUAUGGUUUCGGAUUGAUUGUCCAUUUUAACUGCUGUAAAAAUCUGUCGUUAAACAUUCUUCAUGUUAAAAUAAAUAUUGCAAUAUUUUCUGAAAGGGAAAAAAUUUCA